This is a messenger RNA of Numida meleagris (helmeted guineafowl), 5368 nucleotides long. RefSeq names its product F-box protein 34 (gene FBXO34). The coding region runs from base 2679 to 4850 and encodes 723 amino acids. Lineage: Eukaryota; Metazoa; Chordata; Aves; Galliformes; Numididae. The transcript is spliced from 7 exons. The record is from RefSeq and is a predicted model, not a curated record. Gene Ontology annotation, molecular function: protein binding.
GCGGAUUGGCGCGGCCUGCGCGGCUCCUCCCGCCGCCGCCGCCGCUCGGCUCAGGGGGGAUCCGGCCGCGCUGCGCCGAGCCGAGCCCAGCCUGGCGGCUCCGCGCUGCGUGCCGCCGGGGUUCCCUCCCUUCGCGGCUGCGUUCCGGAAAUGUGAUUCCCGUGAGUGUGCAAGGAACCUACAGAACUGUAAUGUCUAACACUACACGGAAUAACAACUGUUUGAAGUUUCUAGGUGGGAGAGACGCUGUGAAGCCCUGUGCAGGGCAAGGAGAGCUGAGGAGGGAGCCUUGCAUGUGAACCAGGAUGGACUGGCUGUGACGGCGUGCCUUAGCUGGAGGGGGAGUUACGAUGAAGAGUUCCUGCAGAGCUGGCCUCCACAGGGAACCACUGAAUUCAGCAUCUUCUACCUUCCAUCAAGUCAAACGGAGGCAGUUAGGCAGGCACAAAGGGAUCAGGAGCAGUUGCUUCAGGCUGAAGUUAGUGCUGCAAGGGAGUGGUUUUUCUAGAAACCAGAUGCCUCCACAGCUGCUGUAGUCGGACCAGCCCCUGCUCUGGAGCACCGUGCUUCCCAACCCGCCUCUCUCCAGGCUUGGAUGGCUGCCACGUGCCAGAACAAGCUCCAAGAGAGGGGAGGUGUGUGCAUAUAUGAAGGCGUGCAUUUAUGCAUCAGUCCAGCAUAGGAGCCAACUGUAGUGACAACGAGCUGUACUGAAGCUUGUAAAAACAGCAGUGUCAUUCCAGAGCUGAAUGAAAUGUGCUGCUGACGCAUGAGGAAGAUGUUCUUCUUAUCUAAGAAGGAUGAAUUUUGAAUGUUCAUGGCAAAGUGUGUAAGUGGUGGGGCUGAGGCUUCACUUCUCUCCGAGCAAUGCUUUCAGGUAAGGUCUGUUACUAGAGGCUCUCUUAAAGAAGUUCUUUAUAUAGAAGUUCUCUUUCCUCGUUGCCUGAAAACUUGGAGGGAAGUGGCAGUGCCAUUCAGAUGGAGUUAGCAGCCCUCCUUUUGUAGCUGUCUGGAGCUAUUAAAGGAAGGUUUUCUUUAAAUCUGGAUCCAUUAAAACAGUGCAAUGAACUGAAUGCUGAAUUCAAAUGAGGCAAUUACUCUGGCAGUAAAACUUCUGACUAAGGCAUAAUUUUGUUAUGUAAAUUGUAACUUUUCAACCUUAAAUGGUAUUGUUGGCCUAGCUGGAAACCAACUGAAACACAGGAGGAAAUAUAACCUCAAACGAGAAAUCUGUAGUAGGUGAGGCAUAACUUUACCCUUUGUCUUUCUCCAUAGACCUGAAAUAGCCGUGAGCAGCUGAACCAACUUUGCUGGCUAAACGUGUCCUCCGAGCCUGCUGGGGUAACCAGUUUAGUCCUGUUCUCAUUCAUGUAACACCUGAGCUCACCUCCAUUUGCAGUUUUCCCUUAAUGAAGGGUGUUGAAGUGAUUGGUCCUGCUGGAUUCCUGAAAAUGGCUCGAAGAAAGCCUUUUUAGCACACAAUUCAGCUCAUCUUUCAAACACCCUGGCGUGAAAACUCAGGAAUGAAGUUUGAUCUUUUGUUCCUAGCUCCUGGGAUUUCAAUGUGGAAAGCUGUGUAACUUCAUUGCCAUCACCUUUUCUUCCCCCAGGGUACUGCUGUGAGCAGCUACCAGAGCUUUUCUCCUGAAAGAACUUCUCCAAAAUGCCCUUCCCAGUGGGGAAUGGAGGACUGCAGGCAUGGUUCUCUGCGACCGCUCACCUGCUUUUAUAAUAGAAGCUGGACACUGACCCAGGUGUAUUGGAGGCCUGACUCUGAGCAGCUAUGAAUUGUGGAAAACUAGGCAUGAGCAAACUUGCAGCAGCCUCGAUUUCCCAUUCUCUCUUACUCAUCUGUUUCAGCACCCUGAAGUUCUAUUUUUACGAGAUUAUUUUAGUUGUUAGCAUCCAACUGAGAAGGGAAACAAAAUAGCUCAGUUGCAUUCUGGAGAGGAAAGUGAACUGGGAGGUGACCCAGUUCCAGCAAGAGCUGGAAUUAAUGCAGAAGGCAUGGGGGGAGAAUUAACCCAGUGACUGGGUGGGUGUCUGUACAGAAGUGGGAGCUCUGUCAUGCCCACAGCCUGUAGCUGAAGGGAAGAUGAUAUUAGCACUGGUCGCAAGGGUGAGGUGAUGCCUGUAAAAUCGUAAGGGAAGAAGAUCCUCUUUCCUGAGCACCCUAGGAUCUUCUCACCCUAUCACUAGGAACCUAGGAGAGGGAAUGACCUCAAGUUGCACUGGGGGAGGUUCAGGUUGGAUAUUAGAAAACAUUUCUUCUCUGAAAGAGCAGUGCUGCACUGGCACAGGCUGCCCAGGGAGUGGUGGAGUCCCUGUCCCUGAGGGUGUUCAAGAACUGUGGAGAUGUGGCACUGAGGGACGUGGGCAGUGGGCAUGGUGGGGGUGCACUGGGAUUGGGCUUGGGGAUCUUGGAGGGCUUUUCCAACCUGAGUGAUUCAGUGAUUCAGCAGUUAUUGAGAGAAUGCAUUGGCUAAUACAUGGAGCUCUGUGGGAGCUUUGAAUUAAAUGCUGUUUUUAGGCCUAGAAAUGGAAUACCAAGAAGUGUUUUGGUGGUGGCUGCAUGGGGAGAUGUGUUCGGUGUCUGUACCAGCUCGUGAUGGCAUUGAACUUGCUGUUUUUAAACUACCAGUCAUGGAUUAUCCUCGUUUCAAAAAGUUCUGCGUUUAAUGGUUUCUGGUAUGCACUUAAAGCCAUAUCUCAAGUUACAGAGGAAAGAGCGAUCUCCAGAAAUAAGCCAGGACUCCCUGAGAGGCCCACCUAUGAGCCAUCAGAGAUCGACACAAGAAGACAAAUACGCCAACAACUGCACCCAGCUGAGCGUUUUCCCAAAACCCCCCCUCGUGACUCCAUCUCGAAAGCUCCUGGGCAUUAUUUAUCCAAAUACUAUGUGCAAUAUGAAUGGGAAAGGUCCGGCAGACGGUCUGAGCGCCAGGGAGAAGAAGAACGUCCUGUCGGCAACGAUCCACCAGGGAGAAGAAGGGGAAGGGCCUCUGGAUGUGUGGGCCGUGGUGAAGCCUGGCAAUACGAAGGAGAAGAUCGCUUUCUUCGCAGCCCAGCAGUGCAGCGGCAGCAACCGGCUGGGCUCCAUGAAGCUGAAAAGCACGUGGGAUAUCGAUGGGAGAACGGUGAAACGACGGAAAAAAACGGUCGAUCUGAAAAAAGCCAAGCUCCAGUUGGAAAGGAUGAGGGAGGCGAACGCUAGGUGCUCUCAGCCGGAGCCUUUCGCGUGCGGCAUUGAGCAUUGCUCUGUGCAUUACGUGAAUGACAAUGGGGAGGGCGUGUUCCCGGGCCGGUCCCUCUCCGUGAUAGAGAUGGUCGCGUUUCUGGAGCAGCGGGCCAGUGCUUUACUGGUAGACUGUGCUAAAACUUGCACGUCCGCCUCCACCGCGAGGCUGAGCGCUCCGUCUAAAAGCGUUCUGCCCAGCUCUGACCCUUUUGUUGCUGCCGGGCCGUGCGAGGUACACGAGAGGGGAACUUGUGGCGGCGGCGAGCAGCAGCAGAGCGAGCCGGUGCGCGUCCUGGACAUGGUGGCCAAGCUGGAGUCGGAGUGCCUGCGGCGGCAGAGCGAGCGGGACGCCGGCAGCCUCUCGCGCAACAACAGCUUCCGCAGGAACGUGGGGCGGGUGCUCCUGGCCAGCGGCACGCAGCCUGGGGCCGAGCCCGGCAGAGCCUCUGCGGGCAGCGUGGGCCGGGGCGAGGAGCUGGGGGCGGUGGGGCCUGGCUGCGGAGCGAGGUGCGGGGAUGCCGGGCUGUGGGACGGCGCUGCCUCCGCUCCGCAGCCGUUCCAUCCAGGGCUGGAGGCUCGCGUGGGGAACGCGGGUUCGGGACUUGCUCACGCCGUGUUGGCCAUUGCGGCUGGAAGGGGCGAUGCUGAAAGGCGGCUUGAGCCUCCCAGAGCUCUGCCAGCCCUGUGUCCGGCUGUGGCCGGGGUGCCGGCGGAUUCCUUGCCGAGCAAGAGUGCAGCCGUUGAUUGUACGUCGAAGGAAGCUGUAAUCCUCUCGAAGCAGAGCCCGCAUCCUGCUAGGAAGGAGCCCUUGUGCAUCAGUAUAUCGGUCACCAAGACCGAGAAGGGGUGCAGGAAAGAGAAGCUCCCUCCCUCCGGUUCGAGUGAAGACCCCCUCCCGGGGCAGCUGUUUUUUCUCCAGGCUGAGCAGAAUGCCACCCAUGCGCCACAGCCGCUGCGGGAGCGUACCCAAGAAAAGCCAGGAGAAGGAGCCCGGAACGAGGAGGAGGAUGCUUUGGAAUCUGACAAAUCGUGUGUCAGGACCAGCGUCUCUCCUGAGCCAUCAGCCCUUUCUGUUCCCCAUCCAGAAGGUGCUUUGCAAGUACUGGAUGCUUCCUGCUUGAAACGGCAGGUCUCGCAUGACUUUUUGGAGACCAGGUUUAAAAUUCAGCAGCUUCUGGAGCCUCAGCAGUAUAUGGCUUUCCUGCCUCACCACAUCAUAGUCAAGAUCUUCGGCUUGCUCCCUACGAGGAGUCUGGUGGCCCUGAAAUGUACUUGCUACUACUUCAAGUUCAUCAUCGAGUACUACAACAUCAGGCCGGCGGACUCGCGCUGGGUCCGCGACCCCCGCUACCGAGAAGACCCUUGCAAGCAGUGCAAGAAGAAGUACGUGAAGGGGGACGUGUCGCUGUGCCGCUGGCACCCCAAACCUUACUGCCAAGCUUUACCCUACGGGCCCGGGUACUGGAUGUGCUGUCACAGGUCCCAGAAGGGCAUCCCGGGCUGUAAGUUGGGGCUCCACGACAAUCACUGGGUUCCUGCCUGCCACAGCUUUAACCGUGCUCUCCAUAAGAAGACCAGAGGAGCGGGAGCCGAAGGAGAAGAGGAAUAUUAGUGCACGUGCACUUUCCUGCGAGAUGGUUUGGGGUAGGAGGAGGAGAUUCUCAUGCCUUGUGCUGUUUACAGUGUAUAUAAUUGUCGUGUUUUUUCACAGGGCUAUGAAACUGCACAUCCUUCAACACAAGAGCCUUUACCUUUUAGAAUAAAGAAAGCUUUUAGUCCAUCUGUGUAAAUAACACUAUAAAAACUAAUUGUAUAUACAGAGUCUACAGCUGGCUGAACAACGUAAUCACUACAAUGCAGCUAUGAUAGUGUUGCGGCUAUAGUUGUGUGUGUUUUUAAGUGUCUCGUUUCAAAAUCUGUAUAUCCUGUAUAAUAUAUGAAUGUUUCUGAGAAGAAACUCUAAAUAGGUAAAGGUCAACUUGGUUAAAGAAUCUUCAGACAACUUAACUGGACAACCCUAAAACUAGACUAGAACAGAAGAUGACGGUAGCGUUGGCAGUGGAGAAAAAGAGAGGAAUAUUAUUGUAUAGUCAGAACAUAAAAAAAAAAAAAAAAUUAUUGCCUACCUUA